This is a messenger RNA of Belonocnema kinseyi, 1872 nucleotides long. RefSeq names its product lipid droplet-associated hydrolase (gene sturkopf). Gene Ontology annotation, cellular component: lipid droplet. Gene Ontology annotation, molecular function: lipase activity. Bases 435 to 1352 code for a protein of 305 amino acids. The record is from RefSeq and is a predicted model, not a curated record. The transcript has 5 exons. Gene Ontology annotation, biological process: lipid storage. Lineage: Eukaryota; Metazoa; Arthropoda; Insecta; Hymenoptera; Cynipidae.
GCAACUGGUAUCCACGAGUUUAUGCGAGUCUGGCCUUUGGUCUGGCGCCCUGAGUAGGUUUUUUUUGGUGCCGCUCGUGCAAAUCAAUAAAAUUAUUUUCAAGGUCAAUUCAGACAUAGAAAAAUAAAUACAAAAUACGAGAUAGAGUUCUUUAUAAGGCAAAUCAUGGUAGAAAGUUGACUUUUAUCCCGGAUCUGAAUGUAUAGUCAAAUGUCAUAUCACUUUUAAUCGCACGUUUCUCCUGGAUAAAUCUCAUUUGAGAUUUCGGUUAAUAAAAGUGAUAAGAAUCAUAAAAAGUGUUCGACUGUGCUUCAAAAAGAAAAUUAUUUGAGUGCGAAACGUGCUGGAAAUGUAAAUCAGCUGAUUAAAUUAUAUUUGACACGGCAUUUUUAACUGUGAUCUCAGGAACUUUAUAAGGGGACCAAAUUUUCAAAAUGCAGAGGGCAAUGGUGAUGUUGAAUGAAGUGCCAACGGAGGUUAUUACAUUAGGUCGAUGGAUAGAGGAAGGAUUAGCACCAGAUGGAAAAAAAGAUGUAGUUGUUAUCAUACCAGGAAAUCCUGGAAUUCCAAUAUUCUAUGAAGAAUUCAUCAAGUCUCUCAAAUCGAAAUUGCCUCCAGAAACUCCAGUUUGGAUCCUCGGAUAUGCUGGAUUUGUUCAACCUGCCAGCAAACUCAUCACCCUACCCGCAAACAAACAUCUUUACGAUCUGAGGGGACAAUUAGAUCACAAGGCUGAGUUUAUCAAAAAGUACGUCCCAGAAGACGCGAGACUUCACCUUGUAGGACAUUCAAUCGGCUGUUGGUUCAUUUUAAAUUUGCUGAGAGAUGAAGCUAUCGCAAAGCGAGUAACAAAAUGUUAUUUUUUAUUCCCAACGGUUGAACGCAUGGCAGAGAGUCCAAAUGGUCGUUUCUUGAUCAACAUUGUACUGAAAAUUGCAACUUUGUUGGUCUUCCUGUCCUGGAUUCUGUCUUUGUUUCCUACAUUCCUACAAUAUUUUCUGGUGUCCACCUUUGGAUUCUUUUAUGGUUAUCCAAGAAAAAGUACAAACGCGAUUCUUCAACUACUUCAACCACCAGUUUUGCGGAAAGUUUUCGCCCUGGCCAAGCAGGAAAUGGCAGUUGUGAAGGAACUCGAUGCAGAUCUUGUGACCCAACACAAGGAAAAACUUUGGUUUUAUUAUGGAAGCAAAGACGGUUGGGUGCCGGUUAGUUAUUAUCAAAAUAUGCGAGCUAGAUUUCCAGAUGUCGAUAUGCAACUUUGUAAGCGAGGUUUUUAUCAUUCCUUUGUACUCAAAAACUCGAAUGAUAUGGGCCAGCUUUUGGGGAAUGUGAUAAGUGAAAGUAUUUCUUAAGUAGAAAGCUUGAUAGAAAAUUAUGGGUUUUUUUUUCUCUAAAAAUAAACUUUUGUAAACUUCAUAGAGCUGAGUAAAAAUUAAAUUGAAUCCAACGGUAGACAUUUUUUUAUGUAACGAAAGACUUUAAAGUGCAUUUCUGUUCUUAUCUGAUACGUGAUUUAUUUACUUAGCACUAUAAUAAUUUAUUAAUUAUCUGAUACAUCACAAAAGGAUUUAAAAAGUGAUAUUAAAGUGAGUAUACUAAUUUUAUUAUAGAUGGUGGAAAGGUGCAUUUAAUUACAAAGCUGUAUUUUUCUUUGUAUUAUAUUUUUAUUAUGUCAUAAAGUCUUAGGAAAUAAUUAAGUUAAUUUUCAUGAAAAUAUUAUAUUUAAAUGGUAGAAAGGCUAAUCGGGGGUUAUUAGGUUACAAAGGUUUGACGCCUAUAUGAAUCAAACAGUAAACAUGUAAAAAAUGUUCUGCAGAAUGUUAGGUAAUUUUUUAUCAAAUUGACAAUAAAGCCAAUUUAGAGUACUAGUGC